AUGUCUGAUCAAGACGUUCACCAAAGUGAAUAUGUCGAACUGCGAAGUAAGUUCAAAUACUACAUCGAUUCAUACAAUGCAUUAUAUCAGCUGAAAACUGACAAAGAAGAAGAAUUAAACAAGAUAUACAAAAUUAUCAAAACAGAAUUGAUUGAUUCAAGGAAAUAUCUACCUAACAAAAUUAUAAAAGACAUUUUAAAUAUCAUUCCAUAUAAUAAUCGCUAUACAAAGUCAUAUUUAUCUCUUGCAAAACUCAUAUUUGAUGACUAUAAUGUCAAAGAGGUCGAUAAUGUUCAUCAUAUUUCAAGCUUCUUGUUUUAUAAAGAAUAUGGAAUUAAUUUAGACAAAUUCGAUGAAUUCGAAAAAAUUAACUCAGAUUAUUUGGAUAUUCAUAAAGAAAAUACAAUUUACAGAGCAAUUAUGCAUAAUGACAUAGAAAGAUUCAUCUUAUUCACAGAAAGAGAAGGAUUUAAUAAAAAUCAAAGGCUUGAAAGCAGAUUAUAUCCGAAUAAUCUCUGGGGAUAUUCAUUACUUGAAUUAUGCUGUUACUACGGAGCAGUUGAUUGUUUCAAGUUCUUAAGAACUAAAUUUAGCUCAGAAAUAACUCAAAAAUGUCUAGAAUUUUCAUUUUUAGGAGGAAAUCCAGAGAUCAUGAGUGAAUGUUUGAAAUAUCAAAAACCAAAUAAAGAUUGCAUGGAAUAUGCAAUUAUUUCACACAACAUUGAUUUUGUUACAUUCUUGAUGAAUGAAUACAAUAUAGAGAUCAAUGUAAAAUAUUGCAUAGAUUAUAAUAAUCUUGAAUCAUUUUUAGUUUAUUUCGAUCAAACUAAUGAUUUUAACGAAUGUUUUCUUUAUUCAUCGAUGUUUGAUAUUGCAUCCCUUUGCGAAUAUUUCCUUUUACAUGGUGUUGAUAUUAAUGCAAAAAAUAACAAUGGGCAAACAGCUCUUCAUUAUUCAGCCUCUAAUGAUAGUAUAGAAGCAACUAAAUUUCUUAUUUCACAUGGUAUAAAUAUCAAUGAAAAAAAUAAUGGUGGUCAAACAGCUCUUCAUUUUGCAGCAAUGCACAAUAGUAAAGAAACAGCUGAACUUCUUAUUUCACAUGGUAUAAAUAUCAAUGAAAAAAAUAAUGGUGGUCAAACAGCUCUUCAUAAUGCAGCACUUUAUAAUAGUAAAGAAACAGCCAAACUUCUUAUUUCACAUGGCGCAAAUAUCAAUGAAAAAGAUAAUGAUGGUCAAACCGCUCUAUGUAUUGCAGCACUUUAUAAUAGUAAAGAAAUCGCAGAACAUCUUAUUUCACAUGGUGCAAAUAUCAAUGAAAAAGAUAAUUAUGGAAAAACAGCUCUUCAUUAUGCGUCAAAAAAUAAUUAUAAAGAAAUCGCAGAACGUCUUAUUUCACAUGGUGCAAAUAUCAAUGAAAAAGAUAAUUAUGGAAAAACUGCUCUUCAUUAUGCGUCAAAAAAUAAUUAUAAAGAAAUCGCAGAACAUCUUAUUUCACAUGGCGCAAAUAUCAAUGAAAAAGAUAAUUAUGGAAAACCGCUCUUCAUUAUGCGUCAAAAAAUAAUUAUAAAGAAAUCGCAGAACGUCUUAUUUCACAUGGUGCAAAUAUCAAUGAAAAAGAUAAUUAUGGAAAAACAGCUCUUCAUUAUGCGUCAAAAAAUAAUUAUAAAGAAAUCGCAGAACGUCUUAUUUCACAUGGCGCAAAUAUCAAUGAAAAAGAUAAUUAUGGAAAAACUGCUCUUCAUGAAGCAUCCAAUAAUAAUAUUAAAGAAAUAG
Molecule: messenger RNA, 1773 nt
Organism: Trichomonas vaginalis G3
Lineage: Eukaryota; Parabasalia; Trichomonadida; Trichomonadidae
Product: ankyrin repeat and SOCS box-containing protein 4 family
Exons: 1
Coding region: 1-1773 (590 amino acids)
Molecular function (GO): protein binding
Source: RefSeq, a predicted model, not a curated record